AUGGAAGACGAGUACGUCGGUGGGCAAGCAACUGCACUCUUGUCAACCAGAGAAUGUGCAGUUACUGCAGAACAAUCUCAGUUCUUUCGUUUGAGAUGCCUAGAUUUUUACACUGACAGCGUCGGCCGAAUUCUGAAGCGGAUCCCUUUUCAAGAAUCUGUUUGGAGACAUUUGAAACUGCUUGAUCCAGCUGUGUGCAUGAACGGAUCGGCAGCGUCUAUUGCACCACUGGCACAUGCCUUCCCGAAUUUAAUCUCAGGCAAAGCCAUGCAGGCUUUGGACACUGAAUGGCAAUAUUUAACAAAUGCUGAUAUCCCUGCAAGCAAAGGUUCUUUGUUGCACGAGUUCUGGGGAACAGUGCUUACUCAGAAACACUGUGAUGGAAGCACCGCUUUUCCUGCAUUGACAGAGUUCGUGUCGGCUGUACUGUGUUUGCCACAUUCCAAUGGAGCUGUUGAACGUGUGUUUUCUGCUGUCAACAACAUGAAGACAAAGCUGCGGAAUAAGUUGAGCACUGAGACUAUUUGUGGCCUUCUUCAUACAAAACGCCUCACGACAUCUUCAGCAUGCCAUAAUUUCAACAUUGACAGAGAACUGAUGAUGAGGAUGCACAAUUUGCGUAAAGAGCAGGUUAUGUGCACCUGA
Molecule: messenger RNA, 645 nt
Organism: Rhipicephalus sanguineus (brown dog tick)
Lineage: Eukaryota; Metazoa; Arthropoda; Arachnida; Ixodida; Ixodidae
Exons: 1
Coding region: 1-645 (214 amino acids)
Molecular function (GO): protein dimerization activity
Source: RefSeq, a predicted model, not a curated record